Paramecium octaurelia is the source of this 743-nucleotide messenger RNA. NCBI's taxonomy places the organism in Eukaryota, Ciliophora, Oligohymenophorea, Peniculida, Parameciidae. The record is from the annotation of a GenBank genome assembly.
AUGAUUCAGCAAUAUAAAAAAAAUCUGAAAAUUCUGACUAUUACAAUGGUAAAGGUAAAAUUCAAAAUGGAUAAUAUUUUAGCUAUCAAAAUAGAUUUUAAGUAAAAUGAACAGAUUUGAAGAAGCUUUAGAGAAUUAUGAUUCAGCAAUAUAAAAAAAUCCGGAAGUUUCUGAUUAUUAUAAUGGCAAAGGUAUAAUUCAAAAUGGAUGAUAUUUUAGCGUAUACAUUAGAUAAAAUGAACAGAUUUAAAUAGGCUUUAGAAUAUUAUAAUUCAGCAAUAUCAAAAAAUCCAGAAGAUUCAAGAUAUUAUUUUAAUAAAGUUAUAAUUCAAAAAGAAUGAUAUAUUAGCUGAUACAUUAUUUAACAUAAACAAAUUUAAAUAAGCUUUAGAAUAUUAUAAUUUAGCAAUACAAUUAUACCCAGACGAUUCAAUAUAUUAUUUUAAUAAAGGUAUAAUUCAAAAUGGAAGAUAUUUUAGCUAAUACAUUAGAUAAAAUGAACAGAUUUGAAGAAGCUUUAGAAAAUUAUGAUUCAGCAAUGUAAAAAAAUCCGGAUGAUUCUCACCAUUACAAUGGCAAAGGUAUACUUCACAAUAGUUGAUAUUUUAGCUAUUACUCUAUAAAAAUUGAACAGACUAGAAGAAGCAUUGGAACAUUAAGAUUCAGCAAUAUAAAAAUAUCCAGAAAAUUCUUACUAAUAUAAAUUAUUCUUAUAAGAUAUUCUAAUCAAGAAACACAUAUGA